CAUUUGACAACCACAGGCAGGAGACGAUUAUCUACUGAAAAAGAUCCUGCAUCAUUGUGUAGUUUUAUUACAGUAAAGUGUUUAAUUUUUCUGAAAAUUUAUGAUACUACAUAAUUUAGUUUCCAUGUAGAUAUAAAAAUGUCUUCGCAAAAGCCCGAUAAUUUUAAAGAUACGGUGAUCGUGCUCAUAAACGCUCUAGGAGAUAACGAUAAUUCCGUCAACAACGCUGUAAUUAAAUCCCUGGCAAAGAUAGCGAAUGUGUAUCCAAAUGAAGUUAUUGCAAUAUUUUGUGAGUUUUAUCGGAACACUGUUAAAUCGAACCUCGUACAAUUGGGAAAUAUCGUUAAAGUUCUAGAACAGACAUGUGUCAACCAAGUAAAGAAAAUAGAUCAAAAAGUAGCAGCAGAACUCAUCAAUUCCAUGCUUCGAGCUAUGACGGAGAAUACAACGUACGAACCAGUCGUACAAAUGGGGGCAUCCUCUGUUUUAGUAGCUAUAAGUCAUGAGUACUUGGAUCUGGUAUUACGUUUGCUUAUAAAUCAAAUGACUCCGGCAUCAGUACCUCACUACACGAUUGCUCAUACAUUGGGCACACUGGCUGCCGUUAAUACACAUGGAGUGGUGCCACAUGUCAAGGAGAUCCUUGGCAAAAUGUUGCCAUUACUGCCUUUGGUCAAACAGGAUGGUGUCAAACAGGCCUUUGCUUAUGCAUUCGGCCAUUUUGCUGUCGCGGUAUCCGAACAAAUAGGUGACAACGUCCAAAACGACAACAUAACAUCGAUAAAAGAUAAUUUUGUCACAGAAUUCGCAAUCGUGUUUGAUGUGCUAUACAACCAAUGGCUACCGUCACACGAGCCAAAAGUAUCUGAAUCAGUACUUGAAGCUCUCGGGCCCAUCACUAGACUCAUAUCUGAGAGACAAUUUAAUGAAACUGUUAAUAAAUUUGUAUUGUCUCUUUUAUCGCUAUAUCGGAAACAAGCGAUCAAUUUCUACUACAUUAGUCAGUGCAUUUCUUAUUUAUUAUCCCCAUCUCCCUUAAACCCAAAAUUGACCUUAAGUGAUAACGUUAUAAACUCAAUCAAUAAUGUUCUAUUCAACUUGGUCCUUUUGGAGCCAGAUUAUGACCAACCGCAUACAGUGAAGAAUCACUUUGAAGUAUUGCGUUGUUUUGAUCAUAUGACCGGCCAGUUUCCGGAUCAUACUGUCGAGAACUUGUUGCACCAUUGUAAAAAUAACCAGGAGAAAGAAAGGAUGAAGGCUGUUAUAAUUUUAACGCAUUUAACGACAUCGUCUCAAGUUUUCAUUGACAAUUUCGCGUCAAAGUUCAUAAUUAUCUUAAAAGUAAUGGUCGUAAUGGAACAGGGAGUGAAAAUGAAAAAAUUGCUCGUCAAAGCGAUCGUUGGUCUGGUAUACAGGAAUUGUAUAAUGUCUGCUGAAGACUUUGCUAUGGUCGAAUUUAUAAUAAAAAAUUGUGGGUACGAAAGUACACCGAAUAUUCCAAAAUCUGAAGUCCUCGAUUUGCAGGACACUUGUAAAAGUUCACUUAUUCUUAUGUGCAAUACCGUUACGAGUGUUAGGACGCAGUUACGCAGCUUGUUGCUGUACUCUCUCACUGUUGAUGAAUUUACUCCAUCCAUGUCAACAGUGUGUCACUGUUUGACAUCUUUGUUCCAAAAUAAUUCUGAGAUCACCAAUCAAGAACAGCCUAAUAAAGACGUUGAUAGUAUGAUAGUAUGUUCUCCGGAUUUAGUUUUUGUGCGCUGUAUAACUCACGUAGUUGAUCCUGAUCAAAGAGACUUAAAUAAGAACUUGCUGCUCUUCCUCGAAGAAUUUUCCGGUGAUGUACAUAAGAACUUGAAAAAUUCUUGGACUGUAGAAAUUCAGCGGCUAUUAAAAUUCGUUGAAAACAAUGAAUCGAAGGAACAAUGGCACGGAAUGUUGUUGGAUCUAAUGAUUACUGCUGUGGAGCAAGUGAACAAUAAUAAGUGGGUGGAAACUAUAUCGACAUUAAUAUCACAGCAAAUUCUUUCAAAGAAACAAACUCCUAUGAUUAAAGGAGUGUCUCUUCAGUAUUUGGCCAUACUCUCGUGUCAUAUGUCCAAUGCAGCUGUGGUAGAAAAUGUGCUUAAAAUAAUUCUGUUUGCCCUAAAAUCGAUUCCAAUGGAGAGCGUUGAGUACGUGAGUAAAGCUGUAGGUAUCGCAUCGCGAGAACAUGGCGAGUUCGUUAUGAAUGAAUUAGAUGCGACUUACAAAGAGAACGAAGCGAGACGUGGCAACAAAUUUCUUAAUUUCUUAUCAUCGAGAUCGUCAAAGAGCGAAGCUGAAUUAGCAACGGUAAAAUAUGCAGCAAUAACGUGCUAUGGCAAAGUUGCCUCUGAUUGUCUAGAUGUGCACGUGUUGGCUAGGCUAGGAGAAAACGUUACGUCUAUAUUAUUUGAUAUUUUAAAAUCGAAUCCAUCUUACGACUUGUGCAAUGCCAGCGUAACGACUUUGUACGAGAUAGCUAAAGCUUUACAUCCGGCUUCACAUCAUAACGUAGCUCUCAGAAACCGCUGGCAAUUGUUAAAUGCUGUCUUAGAACAAAUAUACAACUCGAAUCUAGAUAAGAGAAACGUUGAACUAUAUCCAAUAAUUGUAAAAGCUUCAAAAGCUCUGACAAAAUUACAAAAAGGGAUUUUGCCCGAAGAAAGGAAUACUAUACUACGAGUUCUAUUUAAUAGCAUUUUUGGAGAACUAUCUUCUUUUAAAAGAAAGUAUGAGAUAGAAGGAAAUGGUGACAAAAACGAUUUACUAGCGAAAACAUUAAACGACUCGUUGACUCUCUUACAUGAGUUAAUCAGAGAGUUAAUUAUUCAAUCAACCUGCUUGAGUACGAUUGAUGAUAUAGUCAGCUUGUUAAUUGAGUGGAUGCGUCACGAUAACGAUGAGAUUCGCACCGCGGCUAUGUUAAUAAUGCACGUAGUUUUAGACGCGUACAUCAAAAAUGUUAAACUUAAUUUUGAAAACCCGAGCAAAUUCGGCCAAAUGGGUUAUUUGUUGGGACUUAUCGUUCCCGGUGUAGCUGAUUCGAAUUUCCCAGUAAGGUUGUCGACAGUUGAUUGCAUAAAAUUAAUAAUUCAAAUACAAGAUCUGUACGAAGGUCACACGAUUGAGCCUGACGACGAAUGUAUGGUGAGUCUGUCCCAAUUGCAGAAUAAUAUACUGACAAAUGAUUUGAACAUGAUAAGCGAAUAUUGCACUAAAUUGUGCGAUGCAAUAUGGCAAAAAAUUCCUCAUUUACACACGAUGCAAUUUAUAGAAAGCCUGCUAGAAGGUUACGACAGUCAAGAGUUCAGAAGUGUUGGGAUAAGUUCGGUUCUGGACGCGUUUAUCGUCAAAAAGGGACAAGAUUUGUUCCAAAGUAUAGAGAGGAUAGUUGAGGUGUUGCUUGCGACUAUGGAUGAAGUGGUCGAUGACCCUAGAAUAAGACUUAUGAGACCAUUUACUUCACUGACACGUCACCAUUCGAACGCUGUUACAGCGGUACUGUUAGCACAAAAGAUUCCUCUAAAAUCGUGUGUCAUAACUUGCUGGCGGUACUUAGCGCGGGAUGAAAGUCUCUCGACAGCCAUAGUCGAUAAUUUCUUACGUCUGAUGACAUCGAUUGAGUUAUACGAAGAUCCUUAUCACAUUACCGAGAAUCACAUAGCAGCGUUGCAGCCUUUAACUCUUAUUAGCGCCCUCGGAGAGAUGUUACAAGAGGAGGCAAUGAGACCAAUAUGUCUUGCCAAGUUUCCAGAUCUGUUUGCAGUGUUGUACACGACGCUUGCGUGUUACAUGGAAGCGGAACCUCCGGCAUAUUCCGUACCGACCAACAAGGGACAGGAGAGAUUUGGCUUUAUACCAAAUAGAGAGGCUAUUAAACUGUCACCCGCCAAGAUCACCAUUAACACAUUCAACGCGUUUUUGGAAAGAGCUGACUGUUAUAAGAUAAAGGAGGCGUGCUCGCUGUGCCUGAGCGUGGAGCACGACAGCAGCAGCUCGCUGCUGGAGCUGGCGGCGCUGCUGGGCGGCGCGCUCAGCCGCUCGCUGGCCGCGCGUCUGGAGCGCGUGGCGGCGCGCGUGGCGCUGUACGCGCGCUCGCCGCUGCCGCCGCAGCGCUGCGCCGCGCUGGCGCUGCUGGCCGACCUGCUCAACUACCGCUGCAACGACAACCCAGUGCUGACGGAGUCGGUGCUGGCGUCGCUGGGCCCCGGCUGGAAGGACGCGGACGGGCGCGUGCGCGCCGCCAGCCUGCGCGGCGCCGCCAGCGUGGCGCGCCUGCGCGAGCCGGCGCGCGGCCCCGCGCUGGCCGCCGCGCUCGCCGCGCUCAGCGAGGCCGUGGACGCGCCGCCCGCGCCGUCUCCAAUCGACAACGUUCCCCUCGCCGCCAUCCAAGGUCUAAGUCGCCUCAUAACUGAAACAGACAAACUAGACCCGGAAUACGAAAGAGAAUUACUGUCGAUAUCACAGAAAAUACGUCCAUUCAUGAACACGGAAUGCCCGCUACUGAGAGAAAACUCGAUAAAAUUGUUUGGUGUCAUCGCUGGCAGGGUGAAGUCUGAAGCGUUGGUGGACCAGGCCGUGUCGUCCUUACCUUGUUUCUUAUUGCAUUUGUGUGAUAAAAAUUCUUCUGUUGUGAGGGCCAGCAAAUUCACGCUACGUCAAGUAUUCAAAACAUUCAAUGUGAAGAAAUCGAACGAUUUUGUCCAAACACACCUCCUAGAUGAAGGCCGAUUGUACUUGGAUGAGUUUCUAUCAGCCCUAUUAAGACAACUCGCAGACGAAAUGCCAUCCUCAGUAGUGAAGUGUCUACAAACAGCAGUCAAUUAUUUGCACUAUGCUAGAGAUGACAUUAAACCACAUUCGCCAUUGUUGUUGGGCCUCCUCUACUCAGAGCUAUACCGCAUACGUGACUCACACCCUGAAGACACGGAGCUAGACCCCGCUGUGUCCAGGGGGGCGCGCUCCAGACUCCUAACACUGGUGAAGGAUGGAGACCCUCGCGUGAGACAGAGUGCGUCCCUCGCACUUGCUAGCCUCUGUCUCUGUACUGCGGAUGAUUGACGGCUGGCACGUCGGCUUGCUCAUAUAGAUAUGAGGCACGUGAACCGACUGAGAUUGGUGAGGUUCCACUGACUUGGUAAAUAUAACUUGAUCUUCCAUGUAUAUCCAGGAU
Melitaea cinxia (Glanville fritillary) is the source of this 5197-nucleotide messenger RNA. RefSeq names its product maestro heat-like repeat-containing protein family member 1 (gene c11.1). The transcript is spliced from 12 exons. NCBI's taxonomy places the organism in Eukaryota, Metazoa, Arthropoda, Insecta, Lepidoptera, Nymphalidae. The record is from RefSeq and is a predicted model, not a curated record. Gene Ontology annotation, cellular component: cytoplasm. The coding region runs from base 139 to 5085 and encodes 1648 amino acids.